Molecule: messenger RNA, 535 nt
Organism: Micropterus dolomieu (smallmouth bass)
Lineage: Eukaryota; Metazoa; Chordata; Actinopteri; Centrarchiformes; Centrarchidae
Product: receptor-type tyrosine-protein phosphatase mu-like
Exons: 3
Coding region: 47-535 (162 amino acids)
Biological process (GO): protein dephosphorylation
Molecular function (GO): protein tyrosine phosphatase activity
Source: RefSeq, a predicted model, not a curated record
UAUGAAUUAGUAAUUACAUUGGUGUGUGCGUGCUCAGACUCUGAACAUGGUCACGCCCACGCUGCGGGUGGAGGACUGCAGCAUCGCUCUUUUGCCUAGAAACCACGAGAAGAACCGCUGCAUGGACGUGUUGCCUCCGGACCGCUGCCUGCCGUUCCUCAUCACCAUCGACGGAGAGAGCUCCAACUACAUCAACGCUGCGCUGAUGGACAGCUACAAGCAGCCGUCAGCGUUUAUCGUUACCCAGCAUCCUUUGCCCAACACAGUGAAGGACUUCUGGCGUCUGGUCCUGGACUACCACUGUACGUCUAUCGUCAUGCUGAACGACGUCGACCCUGCACAGCUGUGUCCUCAGUACUGGCCGGAGAACGGCCUCCAUCGCCUCGGCUCGUUGCAGGUGGAGUUUGUCUCCGCAGAUCUGGAAGAGGACGUCAUCAGCCGAAUUUUCAGGAUCUACAACACAGCAAGGGUGCGUUUCUUUUACUCUCUGUUACCUCCCUUUAUGGUUGAUGUUACUUUGACUACUACCACCUAA